Molecule: messenger RNA, 4690 nt
Organism: Artibeus jamaicensis (Jamaican fruit-eating bat)
Lineage: Eukaryota; Metazoa; Chordata; Mammalia; Chiroptera; Phyllostomidae
Gene: EEA1
Product: early endosome antigen 1
Exons: 30
Coding region: 263-4624 (1453 amino acids)
Biological process (GO): endocytosis
Cellular component (GO): early endosome
Molecular function (GO): 1-phosphatidylinositol binding; metal ion binding
Source: RefSeq, a predicted model, not a curated record
GCCCGCCCAGCUGUCAGUUACUGGGGCGGCCCGGCGGGCGGGCGGAUGCUCGCUGGCAACCUAGUCGCUGGCUGGCGCGCUCCCUCUCACCGCCUGUAGGGAAGUCCGGGCCGCUCCAGCGGUCACCGCUACAUUCUCGCCCGGACCUCCUCCUUUGGUCCCCUCCUGGCUCAGUCCCUUCCUCCUGCGCACCCUUGAGUAGUCAGUGGCCCGGCGCAGGGUCCGGAGAGUCACCGCUGCGGCGCCGGGUGGUGUUUAAACCAUGUUUAGGAGGAUUUUGCAGAGGACUCCUGGGAGAGUUGGCUCUCAAGGUUCUGACUUAGAUUCUUCAGCAACUCCUGUUAACACAGUGGAUGUCAAUAAUGAAAGCUCUUCAGAGGGUUUCAUCUGUCCAUUAUGUAUGAAAAGAUGUAUAACUUCUAUUGAUUUGUCGGAGCAUUACCAGAAAGUGCACGCUGAAAAUGAAACAAGAGGACAGGAACUUCUUAAUGACGCCAGUGCUACUGGUUUCAUAUGUCCCCAGUGUAUGAAAUCUCUUGGAUCUGCUGAUGAACUUUUCAAACACUAUGAGGCAGUUCAUGAUGCUGGUAAUGAUUCAGGUCACGGAGGGGAGGCUAAUCUUGCCCUGAAGCGAGAUGAUGUAACACUACUUAGACAAGAGGUCCAAGACCUACAGGCUUCACUUAAGGAAGAAAAAUGGUAUUCAGAAGAAUUAAAAAAAGAAUUAGAAAAAUUUCAAGGGCUGCAGCAGCAAGAGUCUAAACCUGAUGGAUUGGUGGCUGAUUCAUCAGCAGAACUUCACUCUUUGGAACGACAGUUAGAAGAAGCCCAAACAGAAAAUUUUAAUAUUAAGCAAAUGAAAGACUUAUUUGAGCAGAAAGCAGCACAACUUGCCACUGAAAUUGCAGAUAUAAAGUCAAAAUAUGAUGAAGAAAGGAGUCUUCGAGAAGCUGCUGAACAAAAAGUGUCACAUUUUACAGAAGAAUUAAACAAAGAGGCGACUAUAAUUCAAGAUCUGAAGACUGAACUGCUUCAGAGACCUGGUAUAGAAGAUGUUGCUGUGUUAAAGAAAGAACUAGUUCAAGUUCAGACACUAAUGGAUAACAUGACCUUGGAACGUGAGAGAGAAUCUGAAAAACUCAAAGAUGAGUGCAAAAAGUUACAAGCAGAUUAUGCUAACUCAGAGGCCACAAUAAGCCAGCUAAGGUGUGAACUUGCCAAAGGUCCCCAAGAAGUUGCUGUGUAUGUGCAAGAACUACAAAAACUUAAAAGUUCUGUUAAUGAAUUAACACAAAAAAAUCAGAAUUUGACUGAAAAGCUGCUGAAGAAAGAACUUGACUAUACCCAGCUAGAAGAGAAAUAUAGUGAUGAAUGUGUGAGUAAAAAGAAUAUACAAGCAAGCCUCCAUCAAAAAGACCUAGAUUGUCAACAGCUUCAGUCACGAUUAUCUGCAUCUGAAACUUCACUGCAGAGAGUACAGGCAGAAUUAGGUGAAAAGGGAGAAGCUACUCAAAAGCUCAAAGAAGAAUUAUCAGAAGUAGAGACCAAGUACCAGCAUCUUAAGGCAGAGUUUAAACAGCUACAACAACAGAGAGAAGAAAAGGAACAGCAUGGGUUACAACUCCAAGGUGAAAUUAAUCAGUUACAUGGCAAACUUCUGGAGACUGAGCGGCAACUAGGUGAAGCCCAUGGCAGGCUGAAGGAACAAAGGCAGCUCUCAAGUGAAAAGUUGCUGGAUAAAGAGCAGCAAGUGGCUGAUUUACAACUCAAGCUUUCUCGUUUAGAAGAACAGUUGAAGGAAAAAGUAACAAAUUCCACGGAACUGCAGCAUCAGUUAGAGAAAACAAAGCAACAGCAUCAAGAACAGCAAGCCCUUCAGCAAAACAUUACAGCAAAACUCCGAGAAGCUCAGAAUGACUUGGAACAAGUACUACGCCAAAUCGGCGAUAAGGACCAAAAGAUCCAGAACCUUGAAGCCUUAUUACAGAAGAGUAAAGAAAAUAUUUCCUUACUAGAAAAGGAAAGAGAAGAUCUUUAUGCAAAAAUUCAGGCUGGUGAAGGGGAAACUGCCGUUCUUAACCAAUUACAAGAAAAAAACCAUACGUUACAAGAACAAGUAACUCAACUAACAGAGAAGCUGAAGAAUCAGUCAGAAAGCCAUAAACAAGCCCAGGAGGAUUUGCAUGACCAGGUGCAAGAGCAGAAGGCACAUCUUAGAGCUGCACAAGAUCGUGUCCUUUCUCUAGAAACCAGUGUUGAUGAAUUAAAUAGUCAAUUAAAUGAAAGCAAGGAGAAGGUCUCUCAGCUUGACAUACAGAUUAAAGCCAAAACUGAAUUAUUGCUAUCAGCAGAAGCAGCAAAAAUUGCUCAAAGAGCAGAUCUUCAAAAUCAUUUGGACACAGCCCAAAAUGCAUUACAAGAUAAACAGCAGGAGUUAAACAAGAUCACUACUCAGUUGGAUCAGGUCACUACAAAGUUGCAGGAUAAGCAAGAGCAUUGCAGUCAGCUGGAAAGUCAUCUUAAAGAAUAUAAAGAGAAACACCUGUCCUUAGAACAGAAAACCGAAGAAUUAGAAAGUCAAGUUAAGAAACUAGAAGCUGAUAUUCUUGAAGUCAAAGCAAGCAAGGAGCAAACUUCGCAGGAGCUGCAACAGCAAAGACAGCUGAACACAGGUUUAGAACUUAGAGCCACAGAGUUGACUAAACAACUGGAAAUGGAGAAAGAAAUAGUAUCCAGUACAAAAUCGGACCUACAGAAAAAAUCUGAAGCCCUUGAAAAUAUUAAGCAAAUGCUUACCAAGCAAGAGGAAGAAAAAGUAAUUCUUAAAAAAGAAAUUGAAAAUUUGAGUCAAGAUGCAGAGAUUCAGCACAAGGAAUUGAGUAACAAAUUUCAAACAGCAGUAACAGAACUACAAAAAGUGAAGAUGGAGAAAGAAACUCUAAUGGUAGAGCUUUCUGAAACAGUAGAGAAAUUAUCAAAAGUUUCUGAUACUUUGAAGAAUUCCAAAAGUGAAUUUGAAAAGGAAAAUAAGAAAGGAAUGGCUACUAUAUCAGAUUUGGAAAAAACUUGCAAAGAAUUGAGGCAUCAAUUUCAAGUCCAGAUGGAAAGCACACUUAAGGAACAGAAUGAACUGAAAAAGUCACUUGAAAAAGAGAAAGAGACUUCUCAUCAGUUGAAGUUGGAACUCCAUUCAGUUCAGGGACAACUCAUACAGGCCCAGAAUAAUUUAAAACAAAAGGAAAAAGAAGAACAACAACUUCAGGAGAACAUAAAUGAGCUAAAGCAAUGGACUGAACAGAGGAAAAAGCAAAUUGAAGCACUCCAAGGAGAAGUUAAAAUUGCUGUUUCACAAAAGACAGAGCUUGAGAAAAAACUACAGCAGCAGUCAACCCAAGCAGUGCAGGAACUUGCAGCAGAGAAGGAGAAAAUGUCUGUGUUACAAAACACCUAUGAAAAAAGUCAGGAAAAUCUAAAACAGCUUCAGUCUGAUUUCUAUGGGAAGGAAUCUGAACUUCUUGCCACAAGGCAAGAUCUUAAGUCUGUAGAAGAGAAGCUUUCUCUAGCACAGGAGGACUUGAUUGCAAACAGAAAUCAGAUUGGAAACCAAAGUAAAUUAAUUCAAGAACUAAAGACUACCAAAGCAACGUUGGAGCAGGAUGUCGCAAAGAAAGAACAGCAACUAAGGGAGCAGUGUGCAGCACUACAAGAUACCCAGAAAGAAAAGUCACUGAAAGAAAAAGAACUAGUAAAUGAAAAAUCUAAAUUAGCAGAAAUAGAAGAAAUUAAGUAUAGACAAGAAAAAGAAAUAUCUAAACUGAGUGAAGAACUCAAGUUCCACAAGCAAGAAAGCAUGAAGGAGUUAACAAAUCUCAAGGAAGCCAAACAGCUUCUGAUUCAGCAGAAAUUAGAGCUUCAGGGGAAAGUAGAUUCCCUGAAGGCAACCCUUGAACAGGAGAAGAGGAAUCAGCAAAUGCUAAAAGAGCAGGUGAAAAAGGAAGAAGAUGAGCUGAAGAAACAAUUGAUUGAGAAGGAAGCUAAAUUGCAUUCUGAAAUAAAAGAAAAAGAAGUAGAAAUGAAGAAGAAUGAAGAAAAUGAAGCGAAGCUCACCAUGCAGGUUACAGCAUUAAAUGAAAAUCUGGGCACCGUGAAAAAGGAGUGGCAGUCCAGUCAACGGAGGGUCAGCGAGCUGGAGAAGCAGACAGAUGACCUGCGGGGCGAGAUUGCGGUGCUGGAGGCCACGGUGCAGAACAACCAGGACGAGAGGAGAGCACUCCUAGAACGAUGUCUUAAAGGAGAAGGUGAAAUAGAAAAGCUUCAGACCAAAGUACUAGAAGUGCAAAGAAAGCUGGACAACACAACCGCAGCAGUGCAGGAGCUGGGCAGGGAAAACCAGUCCCUUCAAAUCAAACACACCCAAGCAUUGAAUAGAAAGUGGGCUGAAGACAAUGAAGUGCAAAACUGUAUGGCCUGUGGGAAAGGCUUCUCAGUGACAGUGAGACGGCAUCACUGCAGACACUGUGGAAAUAUCUUCUGUGCCGAGUGUUCAGCCAAAAAUGCCUUAACUCCUUCUUCCAAGAAGCCUGUCCGUGUCUGUGAUGCAUGUUUCAAUGACUUGCAAGGGUAAUGGGUAUCGCAAACUUCAGAGUAAUAUGACACUAACAUUAGAUUUUUAAUAAAUGUACUUAAUAGA